Molecule: messenger RNA, 2470 nt
Organism: Loxodonta africana (African savanna elephant)
Lineage: Eukaryota; Metazoa; Chordata; Mammalia; Proboscidea; Elephantidae
Gene: STXBP3
Product: syntaxin binding protein 3
Exons: 19
Coding region: 64-1842 (592 amino acids)
Biological process (GO): vesicle-mediated transport; neurotransmitter secretion; intracellular protein transport
Cellular component (GO): plasma membrane; secretory granule
Molecular function (GO): syntaxin-1 binding
Source: RefSeq, a predicted model, not a curated record
UUUUUUACGGCCGGAGUAGGUUGGGAACGGGAGGUAGUGGCUGUGCUUGCCAGUGCUGGGAAGAUGGCGCCGCCGGUGACGGAACGGGGGCUGAAGAGCGUCGUGUGGCAGAAGAUAAAAGCAGCAGUGUUUGAUGACUGCAAGAAAGAAGGCGAAUGGAAGAUAAUGCUCUUAGAUGAAUUUACCACUAAGCUUUUGGCAUCGUGUUGCAAAAUGACAGAUCUUUUAGCAGAGGGUAUCACUGUGGUGGAGAACAUUUAUAAGAAUCGUGAACCUGUGAGACAAAUGAAAGCUCUUUAUUUUAUCUCUCCAACAUCAAAGUCUGUAGAUUGUUUUUUACGUGAUUUUGCAAGUAAGUCGGAAAACAGAUAUAAAGCAGCGUAUAUAUAUUUCACUGACUUUUGCCCUGACAGUCUUUUUAACAAAAUUAAGGCUUCUUGCUCCAAGUCAAUAAGAAGAUGUAAAGAAAUAAAUAUUUCUUUCAUUCCACUUGAAUCUCAGGUGUAUACUCUUGAUGUACCAGAUGCAUUCUAUUACUGUUACAGUCCAGACCCUGAUAAUGCAAACAGAAAAGAUGACAUUAUGGAAACGAUGGCUGAGCAGAUAGUUACAGUGUGUGCCACCCUGGAUGAAAAUCCUGGAGUAAGAUAUAAAAGCAAACCUUUAGAUAAUGCCAAUAAGCUUGCACAGCUUGUUGAAAAAAAACUUGAAAACUACUACAAGAUUGAUGAAAAGAGCCAAAUAAAGGGUAAAACUCAUUCCCAGCUCUUAAUAAUUGAUCGUGGCUUUGAUCCUGUGUCCACUGUCCUGCAUGAACUGACCUUUCAGGCAAUGGCAUAUGAUCUACUACCGAUUGAGAAUGAUACAUACAAAUAUAAAACCGACGGGAAAGAAAAAGAGGCAGUCCUGGAGGAAGAUGACGACCUCUGGGUCAGAAUUAGACAUCGGCACAUUGCGGUAGUGCUAGAGGAAAUUCCCAAGCUUAUGAAAGAAAUUUCAUCAACAAAGAAAGCAACGGAAGGAAAGACAUCACUUAGUGCUCUUGCCCAACUAAUGAAAAAGAUGCCCCAUUUCCGUAAACAGAUUACUAAGCAAGUUGUCCAUCUUAACUUAGCAGAAGACUGCAUGAGUAAAUUCAAGCCUAAUAUAGAAAAGCUCUGCAAAACUGAACAGGACCUGGCACUUGGAACUGAUGUAGAAGGACAGAAAGUGAAAGAUUCUAUGCGCGUACUCCUUCCAGUUCUACUCAACAAAAAUCAUGAUAAUUAUGACAAAAUAAGAGCAAUUCUACUUUAUAUCUUCGGUAUUAAUGGAACGACGGAAGAAAAUUUGGACAGGUUGGUCCAGAAUGUAAAGAUAGAAAAUGAGAGUGAUAUGAUUCGUAACUGGAGUUACCUUGGUGUUCCCAUUGUCCCCCAAUCCCAACAGGCCAGACCAUCAAGAAAGGAUCGAUCUGCAGAAGAAACUUUUCAGCUUUCUCGAUGGACACCAUUUAUCAAAGAUAUUAUGGAGGAUGCCAUUGAUAACAGAUUAGAUUCCAGAGAAUGGCCAUAUUGUUCCCAGUGUCCAGCAGUAUGGAAUGGCUCUGGAGCUGUGAGUGCUCGCCAGAAACCCAGAGCUCAUUAUUUAGAGGACCGAAAAAAUGGGUCAAAGCUGAUUAUAUUUGUAAUUGGAGGAAUUACAUAUUCUGAAAUGCGCUGCGCCUAUGAAGUUUCUCAGGCACAUAAAUCCUGUGAAGUAAUUAUUGGUUCUACGCAUAUUUUAACACCCAAAAAGCUGUUGGAUGAUAUAAAGAUGCUGAAUAAAUCCAAGGAUAAAAUCGCCUUUAUUAAGGAUGAAUAAGUUUUUUGUUUCUUUAUUGGAGGAUUCUCAUUAAUAUGUUCAAUUAAAAUAGAUAAAGAAAUGUUGCUAUCAUAUAAUUUAAAUAAUGUAAAUAUUUUUAUGGAAAGAUAACUUUCUAAAAAUAUUUCUGAAGGGAGUGUUUAUGACUACCUGUCAUUGGGUUUGUCAGUUUAAAUAUUGCUGCUUGGUAGACGGUGAGAAGAAAUGUUAAAAUGCCUUCUAAAAGAAAAUCUUUUACCUUUAGAGCAGACUCUAGUAGAAUUGGGUAAUUUUCACAGCCACCUAUGUACAUACUAAUUACUUGUUACUUAUCUAAGUGUCCUAUGCCGAAGAAUACUGUUUUGAAAAAGAAUGAUUUUAAAUGAAGAGAUUGCAAAAGUUAAAAUUGUAAAUGUGUAUGUAUGAUAGAUUUCUAUAAAUACAGUUCUCUUUCAACUGAAAUUAUUUCUUUUAUGUAUAAAAUAAUUCGUUGUCAAUAAUAGAAAUAAAGUGGUAGUUACUAGUUACUAGCUAGGUAACUUCUCCAGAACACAAUUUUAUACAGUUUUGAAAUCAUGAAUGUUUAAAUUAGGAAACAGAAUAAUCAUGAACAUUCUAAGAGAAAAUAAAUAUAUAAUUGCAAAAAUUA